AUGGCGCCGAUGGCUGCUGCUUCCACUUCCUCUGCGCCGGCGUUGGUGAAGCCGCCGCCGCGUUUGGCGGCGGCGUUUUCUUUCUCCAACAGUAUGUCGCGUUGCAUCUCGUUCCGGUCCGCCGUUCCCGUCGGGGGGCGAGGGGGAGAAUGGCGGCGCCGCCUCGUUGUGGUGGCGACUGCGGGAGGGAUGGGGGCAAAGCCCACGGUAUUGGUGGCGGAGAAGCUCGGGGAGGCGGGUCUGGAGGUCCUCAAAGGGUUUGCCAACGUGGAUUGCUCCUACAACCUCACGCAGGAGGAGCUCUGCACCAAGAUCUCCCUCUGCGAUGCCCUUAUCGUGCGUAGCGGCACGAAGGUCAGCCGCGAGGUCUUCGAGUCGUCCGGCGGUCGGCUCCGUGUCGUUGGCCGCGCUGGGGUCGGGAUCGACAACGUUGAUCUCGGGGCCGCAACCGAGCACGGAUGCCUCGUCGUCAAUGCUCCCACCGCCAACACGGUCGCGGCCGCCGAGCACGGCAUCGCCUUACUCACUGCCAUGGCCCGCAACAUCGCCCAGGCCGAUGCCUCGCUCAAAGCUGGUGACUUCCUUUCUCUGCUUAACCCACUUUCCCCAUUUCUUUCUCUCCUUUUCAGAGUCUCCUCUUCAACUCUGUUUCUUUCUAUUCCUAUAUAAUAACAACUUGAUAUCUUUCUUAUUAAACCAUACUCGAUGGAUCUGUUUGGAUGCUUGCUAUAUCAUUUUGCCUAUGAUCUGUUCGCUGAAAUGCUCAUGUUAUCAUUAUUUUCUCUGAUUACUUUUUUUGUAGAAAGGAUGCAUGUGGUUAACAAUAAGGUGAAUAGACGUGAAUGGAAAAGACAGUAAUGACGGAAAAGCUUUAUUUUACAGACUUUUCUGAACAGAGAUGGAGAUUUUUGAUAAAUAUAACUUGUAAUACCCUCAGCGUAAGAAAAAUAAAAAUAAUCAUCUGCCUUUCCGUGCAUUUAGAUGUGCAGUUGAACAUCAGCCUGUGAUCGAGUAAGUCGAAUUUUAUGGUUGUGGUCCAAAAAAGUGAAAUGCACGUAAUCUCCUAAUCUCUAAAAAAUUUAUUGGAAUCCAUAAUUAUUGAGGAGCUAACUAAGACGUUGCUAAUCUCUAAAUAGACUGUUGCAGAUGAGAAGAUCUCUCCUAGUUUUGUUUAGCAAGAUUAACCAUGCUUUGCAUUUCAAGUUAUGUUGGGCUAUUUUGAACUUGCUUUGCAGUCUUUUGAAGAUAUGUCAUGCAAGGGUUGAGCUACAGCACCAGCUAGAACUAUUUAUAUUCGUCCACGUGAAAGGCCUGAUGAUCUAGUUAAGCCUCCUUAAGAAUAUGAUUCCUUUGUAGUUCGCUUUUUCCGAUAUUUUAACCUCCGGGUUGAUAUUGAUAUAGGACUUAAUGAUUCUAAAGGCAAUAUCCUGGUCGUUUCCGGAUUCCUUUCGCAGCAUUUAAUUUCUUGUCAGUUCCUGUAUCGUGAUUUGAGCUGGAUAGUUGAUAAACUAGGAAAUAAAAUGGUCAACCUGUGUAAAAGUCCGUUUUGCAUUCAUUUCGAAGGAUAUGUGACGUAUAAUCUGUUCCUAGAUCCUGUUAAAGCUUAUGAGAAAAACUCCAGAGAGAUGAUUAUAUUCCUCAUCGUAUAUUUUAUAAAAUUAUUUUUCAAGCAAUAUGUUUCCGUAUCCAUUGACGUUACUAUUGAUUUUCUUUGAACCUCUUUGGAUAGUAUGGAGGCAAUUAUCUAGUAGAACGUGACCUGAGUUCUGGUGCGGUGGUUCUAUUCCUUGUAUUCUACUUAAUGAAAACAAUAGUGAUUUUUGGCAUCGAAAGAUGUUAGUGUUGUGUAUGUAACCUUCUGGGAGAAUCUUAAGCCAGGAUCAGUGGCUGCUUUUGAGAUGUUCCUCAGCCUAGAAGUGGAAAAUACAUCGUUAUUGAGGAAAGAAAGGUAUCUUAUUAGAUAUUAACGAUAAAAACUCAACACGUAAUGAUUUGGGACACAUUAAUAAUCCGUAUCUAUGUUGAUGCAAAAACCUAAUCUCAAAGUGUCUUCUAUUUCUCGCCUCUUGUCAUUUUAGUACUUCCAUUUUCACAUCGAAUGUGUUGUAUGGUUGGGUAUGUAGGAUUGUCUUCAUCAUCCAUGCGUGCAAACUUUGACUUUGAUGAUCUGAAUUUUGUGUUCCCCAAAUUUAUACUGAAGGAAGCACUAUUUGAAUUCUUAUCUAGUACUGCUCUUAUUCAUCUUCUUCCGAACGUGUUUUCAGUUUUUUUUUCUCGUCAAUUGAAGCAUGGCAAGUUUCCUGGUUAUUGUAUUUUUAUGUUCUUUGUAUCAGCCAGGAAAGGUUUGAAGUGUUUAAUCUACUCCGAUGGAAUUCUUUUUGCCUCUGAGUGUAUGGGCAACACUUUGAGCAGUUUGUGAGUACGCAAAAAUGUAGUCUUCAUCAUUCGCUUCAACAGGACUCGUGAUAUUUAUCUUAGGAUACUUAUUCACCAGAGCUGCCAACUUUUGAAACGAAUUAGGAUUCUCUAUCAUUUCCUUUAUGAUACCUCAAAUGCUGCUCUGUGGAAACUAUAUGCUUUGGUAGCGUGUGGAUGAAUGCAUUUUUUUUCGUUUCAUCCACUUUGUGUUAGAGAGUAAAUUAGUUGCUUUGUUUGAUUGGUGCAGCAUAAUCUAUGAAGGUAUCUCAAUUCUACCCUCUCUGUUGUAUUGUAGUAAUUUGAAUGAUUAAAUCGAUAGCCCUAGGAAGAAGUAAUUGCUUUGGUAUGAUCAUUGGGGUCUAUCUUGUGGAAAGAUCUCUCCAGGGAGAAUAUCUUUAUUAAGUAGAUGGGAAGGGAAGGAUAGCCAUUCAAGGUUGUCUUAGGAUAAUUGCGAUGAGAAAAUAUUCUGGAAUCAAGGUUAAAAUGGCAUUAGGAUUACAGUGACUUGACCGAAUGGAAAGAGGUUUUAACUAACCUAUGUUUCGUUUCAAAUGGGUUGGAUUGCCGAGAUGUUCAAGUUUUGUGAGAAGUAGGUAGAUUGUAAAGGAAAGGGAAUAGCCAUAUGCGAUAGUCAAAAUGGAAGAGUUUUAGGUGUUUGAUGAAAUCACAAAAAGCUCUAUGCUGAACCUUCUUUGCUGAGUUAAUAAAUUCAGAUCAAAAUUGGGUGUUCAAUUUGUUUCAAGAUGAUUAUAAAUGACCUAACUUGGGCUUUAAGUUAUACAUAGCCAUAUCAUUGCCAUUUGCUUAGUUAUAUUUUAUUGACUUUUAGUAUUAACAGUGAGAAAGAUAUGCAUGACAUUAAUAUCUUGUAGUUUCAGUAAUUUCAAUUAAUCUACGCCUUACCAUUUAAACUACUUGAUUAGAAAAUUUUCAAAAUGGUAUAUUUUAUCAUCCCAAUAUAGAUAAAUGACUGCUUUAUUUUUAUCCUUUUCCUGAUAGUUACAAAUGUUUUUCACGUUCUACUUGUUCAUGAAUUUUGACCGUUCGCCCUAAUUUAGUGGAUCUGUCCCACUAAUUACUAUUGAAUUUGUGUCUGUUUGUCCUUUUGUGCAAUUAUUAUCCAUCUAUAUUCAGUGUAAGCAAUUUCAUGCUAGAUUAGUUGGAGAGAAAAGCUUCCUGAAAGAACCCUGUCUGGUGUGCCCUUCUUCCAUCUACACAGGCCAACAUGGGGGAUAAGAUUGUGAACUUUACACUUGGUUCCAAUUGAGCAAUUGCUAUCGAUUUAUUCAGGGAAAAAAAAAAGACAAGCCCUGAUCAUCUUCAAAGAUGGUUCCAAUCACAAUAAACAGAACACUUUCUUUGUCACCUUCAAUUCCGUGAUUUUUUUGGUGUUAGGGAUCUCAAGAUUAUCUUCAACUCCUCUCUGAAAGUGGCCCGGUUGCCGAAUUAUUUCUCUCCUUGGGUCUGUCCACCAAAUAAUAAUUAUUUAAUAUGUCAAUAUCUGUUGUCAAUUGUCUCCAGGAAAAUGGCUGCGCAGUAAGUAUGUUGGCGUCUCCCUUGUCGGCAAAACUCUUGCUGUUAUGGGCUUCGGAAAGGUUGGCUCAGAAGUGGCAAGACGGGCCAAGGGCUUGGGGAUGCACGUGAUUGCACAUGACCCAUAUGCAUCUGCCGACCGGGCUCGCGCCAUAGGGGUUGAUCUCGUAAGCUUUGAUGAAGCCAUAUCAACUGCAGAGUUCAUAUCUCUGCAUAUGCCCCUGACUCCGUCGACAUCAAAGAUCCUCAACGACGAAGCUUUUGCAAAGAUGAAGACGGGUGCUCGGAUUAUAAAUGUGGCCCGUGGUGGUGUCAUUGACGAAGAUGCUCUAGUCCGGGCCUUGGACUCUGGAAAAGUCGCCCAGGUUUUUAUUUCCUCUUAAUCAAAGCUCAUGGCCGCAUGGACGACUGUAGAUUUCUGAUCUUGGUGUGGUUUUAAACAGGCUGCCCUGGAUGUCUUCACUGAGGAGCCUCCAGCUCCGGGAAACAAGCUGGUCUUGCAUGAAAGGGUGACUGUGACGCCUCAUCUCGGUGCAAGCACCAUGGAAGCUCAAGUGUGUACUUAGUGUACCGAAAAUACUCGAUUUUUUUUAAUUUUUUUUUUCUGUAGUUCCUAUUUUUGAGUACUUCUUUGUGUUUGUGAAAAACCCAGGAAGGGGUAGCUAUUGAAAUAGCCGAAGCUGUCAUCGGAGCCCUAAAGGGGGAGCUUUCUUCUACAGCAGUAAAUGCACCCAUGGUACCUGCUGAGGUAUGACGUAUAAUCUAUGAGAAUUCUAUGGAUGGGGUUAAUGGGUAAAAAAAAUAAAAUAAAUCCAGAUUGGCGAUUUUUAUUUCAUUGAACCGAGAAUUUUGGAGAAUUUUCCAAUAUUGGCACAUAUUGGCGAUUGAUGAGCUGAGGCAACAUAUGUGCAUUUACUCCAAAAAAAAAAAAAAAAAAAAAACAAAAGUCCAGAAUUGCUUCAGCUGAUCAAUCUCUUAUAAUCUAAUGGAUUUCAAACUAACGUUUGUCGUCUCCAGGUCCUGUCAGAGCUAGCUCCAUAUGUCAUAUUGGCGGAGAAGCUCGGUAGAUUGGCUGUUCAGCUCGUGUCGGGUGGCGGUGGGGUGAAGUCGGUGAAGGUGAGCUAUGCGACUGCAAGGGCUCCCGAUGACCUCGACACCCGGCUUCUACGGGCCAUGAUCACCAAGGGUCUGAUCGAGCCCAUAUCAAGCGUGUUCAUCAACCUGGUCAACGCCGACUUCACCGCCAAGCAGAGGGGCGUGCGAAUCGCCGAAGAGCGGAUUCUCCUCGACGGGUCCCCCGAGAACCCAUUGGACUACAUCCAGGUCCAGAUCGCCCAUGUGGAGUCCAAAUUCGCCAGCGCCAUGUCGGACUCUGGGGAAAUCACAGUGGAAGGGAGGGUGAUGGAUGGGGUGCCCCAUCUAACAAAGGUGGGGUCCUUCCAGGUGGAUGUCAGCCUCGAAGGCAGCAUAAUCCUCUGCAGGCAGGUUGACCAGCCCGGGAUGAUCGGUCGGGUUGGGAGCAUCCUCGGCGAGCAGAAUGUCAACGUGAGCUUCAUGAGUGUCGGCAGGAUCGCCCCCAGGAAGCACGCUGUCAUGGCCAUCGGUGUCGAUGAAGAGCCCCACCCCGAGGCCCUGAAGAAGAUCGGCGAGAUUCCUGCCAUCGAGGAGUUUGUGUUCCUCAAGCUCUGA
Molecule: messenger RNA, 5640 nt
Organism: Spirodela intermedia
Lineage: Eukaryota; Viridiplantae; Streptophyta; Magnoliopsida; Alismatales; Araceae
Source: the annotation of a GenBank genome assembly